AUGCCACCACAUAUUCUAAGAUGUGUUCAUUCGAAAAAUCGAAACUGUUUUCUCGGUGUUAAUCCGUCAACAUUCAAUAAUAAUAUUCGCAAUGCCAUGGAUUUCAAAGUGUCCAUAGUGAAAGUAAAUUUGGGAAAUGAUCAAAAUUUAUAUUUUUCAACGAUUGCGGAUUAUACUUUGAAAGAAGGACAAUUUUCUAUCAACGGAUUUUUUGCAUUGAAAGUUAACAUUCAACAAGAUCGAUUUUAUGAAAUCGAGGAACAGAUUGACUCAGUAGAAUGUCGAAGUGUUAUAUUCGUACCUGUAUCAGUGGACGAUUGGGAACUUUUGCAAAACAAUACCGAAAUGACGGAAGAAGUCUUUCUUAAUCAAAUCCGCAUACUUUCUUUGAACAUGAUAUUUCCAAUUUGGAUUUCGGGUUUAUGUAUUCUUUUCCGAGUUGUACAAAUCGAGCCAAAUGAUAAUGUUGAGUUUUCUGUGAUCAGUUCUUCAACACGAGUUACUGUGAUGCCUGAAUUUCACGAGGAGAAAAAGCAACAGGUGCAGUCUUUUAUCCAACCUGAACAAAUAUCAUCUCUUCCAAUCGAUACACAUGAUCAAUCGUCAAUGUCACUCAAAACUCUAAUACGAUCACUUGGAAAAUUUGUUUAUACAUCUUUACCGAACUCUCCCAUGACAUUACUCCAAGAAUCUGACACUAAAUCUAGUAAUAUGCAAUCCAAAUCAAAGCUGACCUUAGUACCUGGCCGACAUCGACGCAUCUACCGAGUAGAAAUUGACGAAACAACAUCAAUGAAUCCAACGAUCGCGCGGAUCAAUCGAUCAGAUUGGUCAGUCAACGACAUUGAUGAUAACACUACAUGGCCGGAUGUUUUCGUUGCAAAGCUCACUGUCUAUCGAACGAGCAAAGAAAUCAAAUCGUCAACAACUGAUUCCGUACCCGAACACAUAUCAAAAGUUUACUUUCUUCUUGUGCAAUUAACUAAUGAUACGAUUUGUCGCCGAAAUCAUAUCAAAUUGAAUCAAUCGUUCGUCUCGUGGAAUUGCAUUCGUCCAACGGAUAAAAUAAUCGUUUGUAAUACCACGCGACGGCCAAGAAAUCGAACAAAGAUUGAAUUGAUUUCCAAUCAAUGGCACGGACCUGCACUUUUACUUGAACAUUACUUUCAGAAUUGGAUUCGACAAAGAGUCAACAAUGAUCAGCCGAUUUUGAUUACGGACGGUUGUUUUGUUCAAUUGGAUAAUACCGUCUUCAACAUUAGUUUAAGUUCGGAAGAUGAACCGGUAACGAGUGACAGUCCGAUAUAUGUUGAACUCAAUGAAGAACUCAUGGGACAACAUACGAUUGCGUUCGAAGAGAAAAAAGAAUGGAAUUUCAGCGAAAUCGAAACAUUCCGUUCGAUGCCAAUCAUUGAAAAUUUCAUCAAUCCACAACAGCAACAGUCUAUAGCUUUACAAAGUCAUAUUGACCAACUCUUACAAAUAUUCGAGCUACAACUCCAACUAGAAACGAAAACUUCCACGUGGAAUGAUUAUUUGUUAAAAAACGUGAUCAUUGCAGGUCGAAGUGGUACUGGAAAAAAGAGUAUCGUCGGAGAAUGUUGUCAACAACUAUGGAGAAGACAUUUAGUCUAUUAUAAACUCGUCGAUUGUCUCAGUUUCAAAGGAAGAAAACUCGAUAAUAUCAUCACCUCACUGUCUCAAACCGUUGACGAAAUGAUAUUUCGUCAGCCGUCAAUACUAAUCCUCGAUCAUUUCGAUGAUCUUUUCCCGAAUGAUUCAACGAUCACCGAUGCGAAUAUUAUCUUGGCCACCCAAAAACUAUCGCUUUCCGUUCGAGAGUUAUUCGAUCGCACUCAACAAAACCAUAAACAACUAAUCAUUAUUCCUAUUGCGAAACAGAUCACCAGCAUUCACCGACAGUUUACUGAAGAGGUGCCCCUAUUCUCAUCACAGAUAUUGACAAUCGGACCACCAGAUCUGGCACAACGUACAGUAAUUAUAAAACAGCUGAUCGAAAACAAAAAACAAACGAUAUCCGACACGCUUUUGCAUCACAUUGUCAAUCGAACAGAAUCAUUUGUUAUCAAAGAUUUAUACACAUUAAUUGAUAAUGCCCUGUUACAUUCAUGGAUGAGUUUUGAGAACCGACAAUUAAUUAAUAGCGACUUUGAUUACGCUCUGGACGAAUUCAAACCUAUAAGUGUCAAAUUACUUGAUGAUACUCGAAAAAAGGCUAGUCAAACCGCGUUACACUGGUCCGAUAUUGGGGGAAUGGACGAAUUGAAGCAAGAACUUAUCCAGACAGUGCAAUGGCGUUUCGAACGUUCUAAUUAUUUUUCCAAAGCACCUAUUCGACUAGUUUCCGGUGUUCUUCUGUAUGGACCAUCGGGUUGCGGAAAAACACUCGUUGCUCAAACAUUGGCCAAUGAAUGUAAAGUUAAUUUUCUGCAAGUGAAAGGCCCGGAACUCUUGAAUAAAUAUGUUGGAUCGAGCGAACAGAAUAUUCGGGAUUUAUUCAAUCGAGCUCGAUCGGUUACACCUUGUAUUAUCCUCUUCGAUGAAUUCGAAGCUCUUGUGCCGCGUCGUGGUCGAGAUUCCGCUGGUGUUACUGAUCGAGUUGUCAAUCAAUUGUUGACAGAAUUAGAUGGGGUCGAAAGUCUUGGCGAUAUUGUCGUUAUUGCCGCCACAUCUCGACCAGAUCUCAUUGAUCCAGCUUUACUACGUCCGGGUCGUUUAGAUAAACACAUGUACGUUGGUUUUCCGACCAAAACAGAUAUCAUAUCGAUUCUGAAAAUUUGGACAAAGAAAAUUCAUCUUUCCGACGACGUUCGCUUUGAUGAUGAGACUUUCUUAUCUCACUGCGAAAUGUAUACUGGUGCUGAUAUCAAAGCAUUGAUUUAUAAUGCUCAAUUAGCUGCAUUCGAUGAAUAUCAAUCAAAACAAUCCAUAGUCAUACAUAAACAUCAUCUGAUGACAGCAAUUCAACAGACACCUUAUUCCAUACCCGUUCACAUGCGAAAUGCCAACGAACAUUUUUAUCAAAAUUGGAGAAAACCAAUCAGUAUUGAUCGACAAACGACGUCUCUCGCGUGA
Molecule: messenger RNA, 3096 nt
Organism: Adineta ricciae
Lineage: Eukaryota; Metazoa; Rotifera; Eurotatoria; Adinetida; Adinetidae
Source: the annotation of a GenBank genome assembly